Messenger RNA from Erythranthe guttata (spotted monkey flower), 2869 nucleotides. RefSeq names its product YTH domain-containing protein ECT4. NCBI's taxonomy places the organism in Eukaryota, Viridiplantae, Streptophyta, Magnoliopsida, Lamiales, Phrymaceae. Gene Ontology annotation, cellular component: cytoplasm. The record is from RefSeq and is a predicted model, not a curated record. Gene Ontology annotation, molecular function: mRNA binding. Gene Ontology annotation, biological process: mRNA destabilization.
AUCAAAACCCUCGACGCAGUCUCUCUUCCUUUUUUCUCUCUCUUCCCCCAAAAACCCAAACCCUCGAAAACGCUCUUUUUUUUCUCUCUCUUCUGUGGCGGCUGAUACUCCACAGUCUCCUCCCUCGUCACUCUCUCCGUCGCCGGCUGUUCCUCCCCACUCUCUCUCUCUAUAAACCGAGAGAUCCGGUCGUUUUAGUCAGAAGCCAUGGCCACCGUUGCUCCUCCGGCAGAUCAAGCUGCAGAUAUUAUGCAGAAGUUAUCUCUGGACUCGCAGGCUAAGACAUUUGAUGCCCCGGAUGCCACUAGAAAGCCUUCAGUGGAUUCUAACAACGCGGCUAACGGCGGGAUUCAGUCAGAUCGAUCUGUGACGCCUGUCUUGACCGACUUCACGGAUCCAUCAAUGUAUUACGUUCAAAGUAGCUAUCCUUCUGCAUACUAUUACGCUGGGGGCUACGAAGGGAGUGUCAAUGAAUGGGAGGACUACGCCAAAUAUAUGAGCCAAGACGGAGCAGAGAUGACACCAGGGAUUUAUGGGGACAAUUCACUUAUGUACCACCACGGCUAUGGAUAUGCUCCUUAUGCUCCGUAUUCACCAGCUGCCUCUCCAGUUCCAACAGUGGGGCAUGAUGGUCAGCUAUAUGGAGCUCAGCACUAUCAGUACCCGACCCCUUAUUUCCAGUCUUUAUCACCAGCAAGUGGGCCCUACCCCACUCCAGCUGCUCCAGCAAAAGGUGAGAUAGCAAACGCUGCCACUGGUGAUCAAGCACCUUUGUCAGUAGAUUCAGCUAAUGCGAAGUCUAACGGCAUUGCUAAUAAUGGGGGUCAGAAGGGAAACAACGGUUCUGCACCUGCAAAGUCAGCCUACCAAAAUUCGGCUUUUAAUGUGAAUGGAACCUAUGGAAGGGGUACUUUGCCUGGAGGAACUCCUGCAUCUGGCUAUUCUGGGUAUGGAUUUGAUGGUUUACAGUCGCCAAUUCCGUGGUUGGAGAACCCAUAUUUUUCGGAUGGGCAAGCAAGGCCGUUAACUUCUUCGAUGAAUUCUUCCAUUGCAAAUGGAAACAAUGCCCCUUCCUCUAGGAAUCAGAAUUACCGGCCACAUCUAAUGGGUUUGCACCAACCCAGGCCGAUGUCUGGAAUGAACACAGCAAAUGGAUACAUGAACAGAAUGUAUUCUAACAAAUUAUACAGCCAGUAUGGAAAUACAUACAGAUCUGGUAUGGGCUAUGCAUCCAACGGUUACGAUUCACGAGGGAACGGACGUGGCUGGAUGGCCGUUGAUAACAAGUACAAGCCCAGAGGAAGAGGAAACGGCUUCUAUAGUUACGGAAACGAGAGUGUGGAUGGGCUGAAUGAACUGAACAGAGGACCAAGAGCCAAAACUUCCAAGAAUCAGAAGGGCUUUACACCCGUGGCUCUGGCUGUCAAAGGGCAAGACACUCCAUUGACUGUAACAGCUGAAAACGAGGAGAAAUUGUCAAGUGUUGCCCCUGAUCGAGAGCAAUAUAAUCAGCCAGAGUUCUCUGUAACUUACGAUGAUGCCAGGUUUUUCAUUAUCAAGUCAUACAGCGAAGAUGAUGUGCACAAGAGUAUUAAGUACAAUGUGUGGGCUAGCACUCCGAACGGCAACAAGAAGCUGGAUGCUGCUUACCAGGAUGCUCAACAGAGACCUGGAGGCUGCCCUGUUUUCCUCUUCUUUUCGGUUAAUACCAGUGGUCAGUUUGUCGGUGUUGCGGAGAUGACUGGACCUGUUGAUUUCAACAAGAACGUGGAGUACUGGCAGCAAGACAAGUGGGUUGGUUGUUUCCCUGUUAAGUGGCACAUUGUGAAGGAUUUGCCCAACAGUUUGUUGAAGCAUAUUACUCUCGAAAACAAUGAGAACAAACCUGUAACAAACAGCAGGGACACCCAAGAGGUGAAACUUGACCAGGGGCUUCAAGUGCUCAAAAUAUUUAAAGACCACACGAGCAAGCAGUGCAUUCUCGACGAUUUUGAGUUUUACGAGGACCGCCAGAAGAGAAUUCAGGAGAAAAAAGCCAAGCAACAGCAGUACCACAAACAGGCUCAAGUAUGGGAAGGGAAACCCACUGAAGAGAGGACAAAUGGAGAUCUGAAGUCUCAAAAUCCAUCCGAACCAGCAUCCGACUUAGUCAAAGAAGUCACAUCAGCUGUUCAGACCAACGGGGAGAUCAAGGCCGUUGAAAAUGUUGUUCUUACAAAAUCAGGAGAUAGUAUCAAGACGGUAAAACCUGCUGACGUGGCGGAGAAGAAGCUUGUGGCGAACGGUAUUGCAAAUGGUUGCUAGUUCUAGUGACGUCGAAGGACCGGGCCCGUGGAAUGAACAGAAUUAAAGGGGUAGGGCCCAUGAAAUGGGCCCGUGGAUUCCCAUUCUUCCUCAUGAUGGGUAUUGUUUUAGUGUCUAACGGGGUUUUCGUUUCGAUGGUGACGGGUUUCGGGUUGUAGGGGUUUAAUGUAUUGUUUUUUUUUUUUUUUAAUCUUUUUUCUUUUUCAAUCUAAAUCUCUUAUUGUGGGUUUUUCUUUUAUUAAUGUUUUGAUUAUUGUUUUUUUUUUUCUUAUCUUUUUCAUUUGUGGGAGUUAAUGGUUCGAUCUUGUAAAAGCUAGCCUAGCCUUGCAUUUGUAUCGAAAAGAAAGAGCGUAAAAAAGCAAGGUGGGUAGGGACUUUGGCAUUAUAGUUUUAUUAUCAAUUUUGUUAUUUUGUUUUGCAUUAAAAGUUUGUCUAAUUUAUGUUGUGUAAAAUGGUAUUUAGAAGGCUCUUUGGUGUUGUAGUUGCAAGGCUAGCUUUAGUGAUUUUGUUUUCUUCCCUCCUGUAAUUUAGAAAGUGGUUUUUAAUAUAGUUUUAAUCCUUUUAA